Suillus subalutaceus is the source of this 1534-nucleotide messenger RNA. RefSeq names its product kinase-like domain-containing protein. Bases 150 to 1154 code for a protein of 334 amino acids. The record is from RefSeq and is a predicted model, not a curated record. Gene Ontology annotation, molecular function: ATP binding; protein kinase activity. Gene Ontology annotation, biological process: protein phosphorylation. The transcript has 10 exons. NCBI's taxonomy places the organism in Eukaryota, Fungi, Basidiomycota, Agaricomycetes, Boletales, Suillaceae.
GAUGCGUGGGAACCCUUUCGAAAGAAACUGUACAGUUGAGAUACAACUGUAGAUGAUGCAUCGAUGAUGUCGUACAAGUUGUUAAUAUACUUAUAUUCAUCAUCAAAAACUUGUGUAAAUGUUUCUCUUGAAACACCCCAAUAUCAUCCAUGAAGGUCUCAAAAGUUCUCGCUCAAUUUCAAGCCUGGCUGAAGAAGUGGAGGUUACGCUUGCUACUUGCCAGCCUUGGGCUUCGUUCGAAGUCGGCACAAGAGGCGAACGUCCAAAAAAUAUAUGACAAGAACGCGAAUCAUGAUCUGCUCGACCUCACUGAGCAAAUAAGCAAGGAAUCAUCCCGAUACCCUGUCGCGCAAGGCAGCUUUGGAGAUGUCUGGAAGUGCAUACACAAACACCCUGAAAUCACGGUAGAGGUUGCGGUAAAGUGUUUGCGACUUGAGAUUCCGAACGAUAGUUGCAAAACACAAAUUAUCGAGAGGCUGGAACAUGACUUGCAGCGGAACACUCGGCUGAAACACGCCAAUCUGUUACCCUUUCUGGGAAUAACUCAAGGGUUCGGUCCGCUGCCUGCUAUUGUCUCCCCAUGGAUGCACAAAGGCUCACUCACCAUGCUUCUGGAACAUGAUUUCCAGCAACUUACUCUCACUCUCAUGUUCCAAAUGCUCAAAGAUGUUGCUUCAGCUCUCCAGUAUUUACACUCCAAAAACAUAGUACACGGUGAUCUCACCAGCAACAACAUUCUCAUUGAUGAGAACGGCAACGCCUUCGUGGCUGACCAUGGAAUUCUGAUUUUUUGUGCCGAGCUCCAUGGCACGUCCUAUAUCAGAAGCAAUGUGCGAUGGGCCGCACCUGAAAACUUUCAAGUCCCGGAAGAUGAUGAGUCAAUAAGCUCGCCCCAAUUGGCAUCAGACAUCUAUUCUUUCGGAUGCAUCAUGUUGCAGGUCUUUACAGGAAAAGUUCCGUAUUCCGAAUUUCGAAGUGACCAUCAAGUUACCCUGCAGAUACUUAGAGGCCGGAGGCCUGCUCGACCAGUGACUCCGCCUAUUGCGGAUGCUCUAUGGGAUUUCAUGCAAAAGUGCUGGCUUGAUGAGCCGGACCACAGGCCUUCAGCCAAUGAAGUCCUGAUAUUUGUACGAGGACAACUGAAAAUGCCAUAGGAAAGCUCUUGACUCUUAUGCAACUCGUGAUGCUGUGACAUGGCAAUUUUGUAUGUUGUAUUUUCGUUCUGUACGAUAUAAUGUUUGCGAUAUCUCACUCCUGCUACUCCCACACAGGUUUCCUCGAUAGACUCGCAGAUCGUAGCUAUUUUUCGCAAUGAAUGCAGAGCAUAAUAUGGUACACCAGCCUUGAGCUUGAAUGUAGCGCUCGCCAAAAGCCUUGACUACUGUCAAGGCAACAUCUCCUUUUCUUUCCAUCAGUUUCCUUCAUAUUCCAUAAGCAAGUCCUACAGUAUUUAAACGCUACGUAGAAUUACUGGUAGGACAGUUGAUCCUUCCCCCCCCCCCUCCCCCGAAUACAUUUUAGUUCGGACAGUUCA